AUGGCAGACAGAAAAUUAUUUACGAUGGUAAGAUAAUUUUUUUAGAACGUUGCUAUGAUAAUAUACAUUGUAAAUAUUUUAAAAGUUGUUGACUAUAGUCAAAACUUUUUAGUUUGAAAUCAGGCCUGGAGGCAGGGCAGGGUGCGUUAUGCCUCGUCCUGCUUGAUUUGCAGUGUAGUCUAGGACAUAGGGCCUGUUUUGAACGUUAGUGACAGUAAAGGAUAGGGCAGUGAGUAGGGUAACAGGCUUGGCAUUGCCUUGUCACGAUUGUAAAUGUAUUUUAAUGUCUUGCUGUAUUGCUUGUUUCGCAAGGAAUUGAAAUACAGUACAACAUCUGUAUAAGAAAUCGCUCGGGUAUUUUAAAUAUGUUCGCUAUACGAGAGCUUUUUUGUACAUAACAUGGUAAAAGGCAAACUUUAAACAAAUACUCUAUUUUUGGUAACAAGUUUGGUGUAUCAUACCACAGGGACAAAAAAAUGUAAAGCUUUGCUGCGUAAGCCGGCGUCAUUAGUAACUUAUGUAGUAUAGCUGGAAUAGGUAUACUAAGCUACAAGGGAAGACGUUACAUUGUUGAAUGUAGUUAAAGAAGUGGGAAGGCGUAGAUAUGCACUAGUGCUGCAGGCAAGAGAGGAGAAUUGGCCUCUCUUGCCUGCAGCAAUAGUCCACACCUUCCCUUCAGAUUUUGGCCUCUCGCUUGGCUCUAACCGUAUCCGAACAAAUCUUCUCAAAGAACGCUCAGAACGUUUGCAAAUUGAGGAAAUAACUUGCACUCAUUCCAAACGCUGGCCCUUAAUCAAAAUAACGUCAAUCGAACUCGCCUACAGAAGCGCAAACAAACCCCAAUGGUGUGGAUUCAGAAGACACAAAGUAUAGAUUUUAAGGAAAUUAGACCAAAACGGAAGUAGACUUCGUAUGUAACAGUUUUGAUUAACUACACUAAUCUAAAAAAAUCGAAAUACAAGGGCGUUUGUCAAACAAUCGUUUCCUUCUUGGCCAUGUCGCACGUACAUCGCCGGCUGUACAUACAUGACUAAACUAGGCAGUGGGAUUGAAUAAAACCGCUUGUUUGUUAUUGUUGAGCCAUUUUUCUAGAUAACAUAUUGUUUUAAUCACAUGUCGGAUGUAAGUUAUAGUGUUUUUUGGUGAUUAGCUGAAGUUUUUAGACAAAAAUAGUUUAGGUAUCAGUAAAUAUCAAAAUUUUAAAAAUUAGCUACAGUUCUUAGGCAAAAAUAGUUAAGUAACAGGGGAGAACAAGGGAUUUUAAAAUGAAGCUUUUAUGGCUAGUCAUGAAAUAUGUUAAAGUCGAAAAAGGCUCGGUAACACCUAAAUAAUAAUGUAGUUGCAGCCGCGCGCAAGGUUUGUUACAACUAUAAAGCCUUGGCUAUAGGGCAGGGAAUUAUAAUUUUUUGGCUUUUUACUCCUUUAUCAAGUAGCAGCACAAGGCUAAACCCGCUAUUAAAAUGGCACACAGGAGAGAGGGAUUUUAAACAAGGCAACAUCAGCAGGAACCAAAAAAAGUCAGGUAAGACCUUAACAUUAGGCUUGAUUUUACAAAACCGAAGGCUUAUUCACAGAGCGGGAGAAAUGAUUUGAAAAUUGGUUACAGGGCAAGAACAGGGCAUAGAGCAUGGUUUCAAAAUGGGCGAGAGCAGGGCAUAGGGCAUGAUUUUAAAAUGGGCUUCAGGGCAAGAGCAGGACAUAGUCCAUUUCCAGUUUUACUUAAAACAAUGUCUACAAGGUAGGGCAUGAAAAGUCGCAAUGCCUUGCUGUGUGUCCAAGCCUGACCAGGGGCCUCGUCAAACUAACCAAAGACAUUUUAUUUCCAAAAUGUCUGUGGUUAGUUUGGCAUAGCUAUUUAAAAGUACAGUGGAAUUACCGUAUAGAGAACUCAUUUAUAACGAAAAUCCCGUAUAACGGACAAACUUUGAAUCUUCAAGCGAUUUGUUAUACAGGAGUUCUGCUGUAGAUCUAUUUACAUUCAUUCUUUUCUCGUUCUAGCGACAUACUUGUAUACAAUAGUUAUUGGACGGCUGGUUUUGGUUUAGCAAGCUAUUACCAGCCGGGCCGAUUAUUUAGAAGGAUGACUUUUAGUUUGGAAAACAGUUUUUUUCAACAAUUAACAAGCGUGGGAGUGAAUUAUAACAUGGCAAACAUAAAGCUACAAAAAGAGUUUUGACUCUUGCAAAAGCCAACUUUUCAAACAAAUCAAUUUCUGAAAAAUUGUUGGUCAAAAUUUGAAAAAAGGACAAAUUUGGUUGGACUUCAUUUUUUCCUAGGGAUUUUUACUAUUUAAAUCACUUUAGCUAUUACUUACAAUUAGGCCGGACCCAACUUUUUUACCCAUCUCUUUCAAACUUGUUUUGGUCUAGGCCGAGAUCGGCAUUGCUCAGUGGGCUUUUUUUUAGGUAUAGCUUCAAUAGGUUUAAUUUUUUAAAACUAUAAGUUAUUGCCAUUCUUUAUCAGACCUUUUUAGAUCGCCUUCAAGUUGCACAGCUUAAUCCAACUCAUGCUACGUGUGGUACAAGUAGCCUGUCUUGCUGGCUUAGUCUACAUAGCUUAUGUCAGUUACAUUGACUUUUACAGAAAUGGCAGUUUUAUACUUAAUGGUAAGGGCAAAAUGGUACUAUUGAAUUAAUAAUUGUAAUGAAGUGCUGCUACGAUUAGUAAUGGUCAAGUAUUACUAUAUAGUACCAACUACUAGUGUGAAGAAACAAUUUUUUCUAUUAGUGAUGCUAUAUAGUACUAAUGUACUAAUAGUUGUAAUGAAGUGCUACUACGAUAUAGUACUGGCCAAAUAGUACUAUAUAGUACCAGUGAUUAGUAUGAAGGAACAAAUUUUUGUAUUGAUUAUGCUAUAUAGUACCACUGAACUAAUAGUUGUAAAAACGUGUUACUACGAAUAAAAAAUGUCAUUUCGUAAAGGAGAGUUGACAAAUAAUGGCAUUCCUGUGCAAAAAUUCAAUAAAAAACUUUAUUCUUAGACUAAAUUUGGGCUUAAAAUGACUUUUUAGAUUGACUUUACUGGAAAUGACAUUUUUUAAUUGGUUUUGGUUAGAAAUUGGUAUUUUUUAGUUGAACAUUCGGUAAGAAGUGGCAGUUUUUGCUGAAAAAUAGUAGAAAAAGGCAUUUUGUAGGCAAAAAUCAAGUGCAAACUGCCAUUUUUUAUUGAUAUCGGCUAAAAAUGACAUUUUAAAAUGAAGUAGGGGACAAAUUAUGAUUUUAUGUUUCAGAUGUGAAUCAAGAAAAGACCAUGUCAACAUAUUCCAUCGAGCAAAUGUACAAACAUUACGUUCCAAUACUUAAUGGUAGGUUAUGCAAAUUUGAGAGUGGUCAGGUUGCUAAAUGCCUGAGGGCCGGGCCGAAAAAUUUGGCUAGGCCAGAUAUCUUUAGGCGUCUAACCUACUCUCCCUAGUCCUUGAUACCUAAUAAAACCAACUUUCAGAAACCACACAGCCAAUAUUCAAACCUCACGAAGCAGCACAAGAUCUCAAAUGUUCAGAACUGAUACAAGACUCCACUACCUACAAACCAAUCGUAUUCGAAGACCGAGCCAACUUAUCCAUGACUUGUGAUGACAUCAGAAGCCGAGGGAACUUUGUGAACAAAACUUAUCCAGAUGAACAAGACUUUCCGUUGGCUUUUGUCAGAGCUGUGUUUAAGGUAGGGGAAGUGGCAGAAACUUUGUUUCCAGAUAGAAAUAGAGCGGGAUUUACUUUACAGAAGAGGUAGUGGCAAGAACUUUUUUUACAAAAUGAAAAAUGGCAAAAACUUUCUUUACAGAAUAUAAAAUGGCAAUAACUUUCUUUACAAAACUCAAAGUAACAAAAACUUUCUUUACAAAACCCAAAAUGACAAAAACUUUUUUUACAAAACAAAAAAUGGCAAAAACUUUGUUUACAAAACCCAAAAUGACAAAAGCUUUCUUUACAAAAUGAAAAAUAACAAAAACUUUGUUUACAAUCUUCAAAAUUUUAAUUUUUUUAAAUUUCAGGACUACGAAUACCUAGAAUCAGACCUGUCGACACACUACAACCCGAACAAUGUCUACUGCUACGUUAUGGAUUUGAAAGCGGAUUCAGUGUUCAAGUCGAGGUUAAGAGUUCUGUCAUCUUGUUUCCCAAAUGUCAUCGUACCAGACACCGAGUUCAAUAUGACAUCGAGAGGUGUCAAUCUAAACUAUGCUCAAUAUCAUUGUAUGGAGAUGAUGAUGGACCGCCAGUGGAGAUAUGUCGUGUUAUUGGAGGUAAGUUGGAAAGAAUUUUGUUUACAGAAUAAAAAAAUGGCAAGGACUUUCUUUACAGAAAGAAAAUUGGCAAGAACUUUCUUUACAAAACCAAAAAUUACAAGAACUUUGUUUACAAAGCGAAAAAUGGCGGUCAAUUUUAUUCAUCGUAUAACUUGUCACCUGCAGGCUGCCUAACAUAAAAAUGACACAAUUUAGCUUUUUAGUGGCAAAAACUUUAUUUACAGAACAAAAAGUGGCAAUAACUUUCUUUACAAACAAAAAAUGGCAAGAAAUUUCUUUACAAAACGUAAAAUGGGAAAAAGUUUCUUUACAAACAAAUAAUGGUAAUAACUUUCUUUACAAAACGAAAAACUGACAAAAAAUGACUUUCAGAACCACGACGUGCUAACAAAGACAAAUGGUGAGCUAGUUCAAAUCUUUCGCGCAUACAAUGGCGCCAAUGAUGUUGGAGCUCUAAACUUGAACACUUUGGGCGCAGAUCGGCGAAAGUUUGCUGAGAUAAAUGAUUUUUCAUUCAAAGCGCUGGGUCUGUUCCAAAAUGACACUUUGAACACGGCCGAACAAACAUUGGCAAUCGCCAAGAGUAUAACAGCUUCUGCUUUGACAUUCGAAGCGGUUCGGCAUAUCUUCAAUGUAAGUUAUUUAAAAAUGAUACGGGCUGUGGGGGGGGGGCUAUGUUUUUAUGGGGAAGAUUAAUAUUUUUUUAGUUCGGUGAGGCGGUGGUUGAUUAAGCUAAAUCUACCAUUACCUACCUCUACCUUUACCACUUCACUUACCUUUACCACUACUCCUACUUUUACUUCUACCCUUACUCCUACUAUACUCCCAUCCUUCUCUUUAAUCCUAUCUCUACCUUUAAACCUACUCCUAAUACUAUAAUAUUAUUCUUGUAUUCUUAACCUUACCUCUACUUACUAGUAGACAUGAGGAACGGGUCGGCCUUGACCCAAACUUAGGUCGGGUUGGGCUUGAAAAUCAAGGUGUGGCUCGCUAAGCUUGCACUCAAGGUCUGGCUCGACGUAAAAAACUUGGGCCAGGCUAAACACUCAGGGCCGGUCUGUUCCUCAUAUUUACUUACCCUUACUCCAAUCCUUAUACCCCUGCUUUUACCCGAUCUCUUAUAUGUACCUUAUUUACCAAAUGGAAGUCAGUUCAUAUUUUAUUACCUAAUUUAAUAGAAAACUUAAUUUUCGCUUUUUCAGACUCUGAACACAACAAAACUGAUGAGUAUAAUGAACAGCGACAACUACGAACACGAAUCCUUUACCAGCUCGUUGAAUGCCAAUGAAAUCCUGAAUGUGCCGGGAGGAUUCACGACAGAAUGUUUGGACAAAAAGAAUAUCGAUCAGAUGGUGAGGUAGGUAUUUAUAACUUUUUUCAAGGGAGGAGGUUUAGAAAUUUAAAAAUUUUUGAAAUUUUGAAGUAAAAAAAACAUUUUUGGCCAAAAUUUGGUUAAUGCGUUUUGUGAGGCAUGAGAAGUUACACUUAUAUUCAAAUUUUUGCGGACAUAUAUUAUGUUUUGGCAGAGUUAUGGGCAUUUAAAAAUUUUUAAAAAAUUUUUGAAAAGUUUGACAACAUUUAGUUUAUACGUUUUGAGAGCUAUGGAAAGUUGUGUCAGUUUUCAAAAUUUCAUUUUCAUAUAUUGUGUUUUGGCAGAGUUAUAAGCAUUUAAAAAUGUCGAAAAUCAAAAAAAGUUCGAAAAUUCUUGGAAGCCACUUACUAAAAAUGGAUUUAAAGUGACAAUUCAAUUAUGAGUAGUAGACCUAUAUAGAAAUAAUGAGCUUAGAAAUGUCAUUUUCAUUGAUAUAAAAUUUAUUUUUAUGAAUUUUUCAAAAAAAAAGUUACAGUAAACCAAAAUUUUUUUUUAAAUUUUAAUUUUGAAAAACAUUAAAAUGAACCCUAAAAUACACAUUAUGACCGAAACAAAUGUCAGAUUCACAAAAUGGGGUGGCCACGGCUGUCAUUCCAAGCGUGUUCGGCACGGUGUUUGCAUUUUCGGAAUGUCCGACCUGCGACCUCGCCUCAUGCCUCUGCGCCAGUUUACGGUGAACAAAAUGAUGCCAUCGAUUGACUUUGGUGCUAUAAAUUGCUGGCAUGAACACUUAUUCAACCGUACUCAUGUUCAACGAAAUACGACGGUUGAUACCGUCUUCUAUAGUAACAUACCUUAUGUUCGGUGGCAUAACCAGAAAAUGAGUAAUACCCUGAAUAGAACUACGUUUGCAUGUUGA
Bursaphelenchus okinawaensis is the source of this 6477-nucleotide messenger RNA. Lineage: Eukaryota; Metazoa; Nematoda; Chromadorea; Rhabditida; Aphelenchoididae. The record is from the annotation of a GenBank genome assembly.